Molecule: messenger RNA, 5776 nt
Organism: Temnothorax curvispinosus
Lineage: Eukaryota; Metazoa; Arthropoda; Insecta; Hymenoptera; Formicidae
Exons: 12
Coding region: 352-4857 (1501 amino acids)
Source: RefSeq, a predicted model, not a curated record
ACGCAAUGCGGCGAUCAAAUCGGUAAAGAUGUAAGACCGUGGAGUCACAUCGUCAGCUCUUGCGUGCCAGUCUGUAAAGUCACGACGAGGUCUGAGCACCAAGCGAAUCGAAGCGACGGUCUGUAGUAGCUGCGGGCGCGCGCUAGUGUCGGCAUCGUUGCUGCUCGUAUACCUUUUAAUAUCCGCCUUCUCCUCUCCAACUUUUGGAAUCCCAAAAGUAGUAUAGAGAACCGGUUUCUCUUUCUCUCUCUUUCUCUUUCUCUCUCUUCCUUUUUCUCCCUCGACUAGUGAGCAGCGGCAUAAGCCAGCGUACGGAAUCGACAGUCAGUGAAUUACGAAAUUAUUCUGGAUAUGAACUCUUCGACACUCGUCGGAAAUCCGAAUGUCAUGGUCGCAGGGCCACCUCCACCGCCACCUCCUCCACCUCCCGUGCCUGGUCAAUUACCGGCUAUGAGGAUAAACACUGCCCAAAAUGCAACAGUAAAGAAGCCGCAAGUGGUUAGCAACGAUGUUUAUGAGCCGCCAGCAGCCAUCCAGAAUGCCAUGCUAACGAAGGAUAAGAAACCCUUCACUUAUACCCCGGGUAUGGGUGGCAAAUUAGAUCUCUCGCAGAUUCGCAGUCCACGAAUGGCGAGAAGAGUGGCGAAGAAUGCUAAUGACGAAGGUAUAGAGGGACCACCAAAAUCUGCUAUCGAGCAACCAAAGCAAUCGCCCGCAAUUUCGCCCGCAGCGAAUCUCUUAGUGCCUCAGGUCGCGGUACCUGUUUUUCCUUGCAAUGUGCCACCUCAGCCUCCCAAUAGGAUGUCACAAUCACCUUCAGUCAAUAGAACAUUGUCGAACGCUGUAGACAAGCAAGCGGAACCAGCAAGGAACAUUAUGAAAGUGGAUACGAAAGUAGUGCCAGUCGCAGUCACGUCGAGUCAGUCGAGCACUCCUGAAAGUCCGAGCACCCCGACCCAAGUUACUUUAGCUAAAGCUCCUACACCUUGGCUGCAAAAUAAAAACAAGCCCCAAGAAGAAUUGCCCGAAUGGGCUAAACGCACGAAUGGCAAUAAAACGGUUGGCAACGAUCUUUCAGAGGACGUAGUUUCUCCGGUUUACGUUCAAGUUCAGCAACUGUCUCCGCAAUGUUCGCAACCGAAACAAAAGCAAGAGCAAAAGCAAUAUUCGAUUCCGCAGCAUCAACAAACGAGACCGCAACAGUUACCUCAACAGCCGCAGCAGCAGAGGCGGAAUGCCGAACCUGUAAUGUCACCCCAAACUAAUUCGCAAUCGCAACACGAACGCGUUGUACCCAUCCGAAUCGAUGAUAGACCAUCGGUAUUUGAUGCGAAGCGUGAAUCUGGUCAUCAUCAGUUUAAACAGCCUCCAACUGUGCAUCAUCAGCAACGAUGGGGUCAAGUGCCCGCGCAACAUACAGUGGAGAAUCAAACGCAGAAUUAUCCGCAGAAUCAAAAACAGCCUCAGAUUUAUGCCACAUCUCGGCCAGAACAACCGGUUGGAACAACUUAUAUUAUCCCCCUUGUAGUGGAAGGUAGCGAGAAGAGAACGAUGCCACCAAAUAUAGCAGCAAGAGUGGUGCAACAGCGGAGUCCCGAUAUUAAUCAACAACAGGAGCCUGGCCCGAUUCAAUCGCGAUCAUUUCGUGUCCUUCAAAAAAUUACGGACACGGAUGAAUUCAAUGAUGUUGGUUCAGAACAAAUACGUAAAAUGGAAUUAAGCGAAGAUGAAAAACUACUCAUGAGUAAAUUUAAAGAACAAGUCGAUCAUGAGACUUAUCUCCAUCAAGAGAAAGAUCCGAGAUAUCGUGGUGCGGCAAUACCUUCACGAGCUUUCCGUUUUUUACAAAAUAUGACAGAAGCGAAUGAUAACUCAGUUUGCGCUGCGCCACAUAAUGUACAAAACGUUGCGAAUAAGAGGCAAAAUAGAAAUUCUAAGUCGUUCGAAGAGAUACAGGCAAACUUGCCACCUAGUGAACAACAAGUACCAGAACCGAAGAAAUACACGGGUAGUGCAAUUCCUUCUCGAUCCUUCAGGAUAUUACAAGCGAUGACAGCAUCGGAAAACGAUGCCACACAAGAAAAUCGUCAAGCAGAUUACACCUGUCGAACAGAGAAUAACUUGCCGGGCAAUCAGCAAGAUGCAUUCUUCUCUCCUCGACCCGUUCCCUUCUGGUCGCAUUCCGAAGGUUGGUGGGGCUAUUAUCCUGUGACGUAUAAUGCUCCAUCCAAAAAGCCCGCGAACGAAGCGAACGAACGCUCCUUUCCUUACCUACGAUAUCCAGACGAAAACGCGUGCGUUGGAUAUGAAUUUUUUUAUCCGGUUUAUGACGAGAACUUUACCGACGUGACACGGAUGAGAGCUGUAGACCGAGAAAAUUCCUCAGACCAAUACGGUUACGUUGCCGUGAUUUGUCCUCAACCGGGUCACUAUGCUCAAUCGGACGUUGAUACAAAUAACUACAACUACAAUCGCUGUAACACUAUCCAUUCGUCUCCCGCUCAGAACGAUAGAUAUUUUGUGCAAAACGGCUCGGUCAAUGAAUCAGGAAACACCUUGCCCGACGAGAUUAAUCACUUGGAUGCACAGUCGAAUGAGGGGUACAAUCCCAAAAAUGUUUGCGAGAGCUACGACAGUGACAGAAAUUGUCUUAUGACGGCGAUGAACAUAGUUGACGAGGAAGACGGCUCAUCGGACAAACCCAACGAAACUAUAAUCUCUAAUAACAUCGAAAAAUCUAAGAAGACAUUUGGCCUGCAUAUUAACGUGCCUAAUUACACAUAUGUAGACACUAGCGAUUCUAGUGAUUCCAGCGAUUGCAGCGAUUCCAAUGAUUCGAGCGACUCCAGCGAUUCUAUCUCCGAUAACGAGCACUUUUCGGAUUCUUGCCGGAAAUAUUGUAACGAUACUAUGUCCAAUAAUACAUUAUCGAAUAGUGAUUCGGAUUCAUACGAGGGUUAUUCUAUGGAUUUAAAUACUUACGAGAAACUGAAGAUAAAUCCGCGUGCUAUUUCUUCUGAUAAGAAUAGUACUGAUCCCACUGCUCAUUCGGAAUGCUCGACUAAUGUUGAUAAUGUUGAUAAUUCAUGCGGACAUUCGCAAAACGAUUCCGAGAAUAGUAACGACAAGAUACUUCCUAAGAAGAAUCAUAUCGAUUAUUCGAACGAUCGAAAUUCUUGCGUAACGUUGAAACAAGAUCUCGCGACGCAGGGAUGCAACGAGGAGGAUCACAUCGAUAAUCAAGGUAAUCUCGACUCUUGUUCCAGUAAGACGAAUUCUAUAGGCAACAGCGUAUCGAAUACGGAACAGCGCGGUCAAGAGAACCCGGUAACUGACAACAUCGUUCCUCAUCAGUUGAGUAUAAUUUACGAGGACGUGGAACGAUUGAGUUCUGAGAGUCUUUAUAGCGAAAGUAAAAAGAAAAUCGAUGGACAAAAUAAAACUUCUCUCGAGAUGAUCGAUGAUCCGCCUGACGACGCCGAAGCUACGAUGGUCAGCGUGAGUUUACCCCUGAAAUUCAAGUUUUCUGUGUCUGAAGACAAUGAGGAUAUCACUACCGUGACAGUUGGCAAUAGCGAAAUAAAGGCAGAAAAAUCCUGCGGCGGAUAUUCCGUGAAAAAUGAUAACAACGACGACGUUUGCGUCAACUACCAUAUUGGCAACGACACUAGCGUGGAUUUUACUGUGAAGAGACACACGUCAGAUGAAACGUGCGCAACUGCGAGCACAAGAGAUAAGGCGAGUAUUGAUACCGCGGUACCACACGUGGACUUCACUUUCAAGAAAGAUCCGACGAAUGUUAGCGAAACUAACUGCAAAGAACAGAACACAGAGACGGGAUUUCCAGUUACAAAAACCACGGGAUCUCAUGGAAUAAUCUUUAAGGAAUCAGCGUCGAAGAAUGCCGGUGACUGUAUCACUGAUUCCGAAUCGGUAACAGCUACGCAAGAUACAUUAGUAAACGAUGGAAAUUGUAUCCAAGCGGAAUCCGCUUGUAACAAUUUCGGAGACAUCGAUGUCAGCGGAACGACCGCCGAGUCGAAACUCGUCACGUCCGAACGUUCUUGGAUGCGAAAUUUCGAGACGCUCCAAGUUCCCGUCGUCGAUACAAAUCAAACAAGUCAGAAGAACUGUUGCGUAAUUGCGGAUAACAAUGAUGAUCGAUGUAUCGACCCGGAACUCUAUCAGACAGACACGAAAUACUUGCUGAGUGUCCAAGACUCUCGUGAAGACACCGAUGACGAGGAUAGUGGAGUUACUUCCGAUAUAAGCCGGAUGAUAUCUGAGAUCGACACGGAGUGUCGCGAGAUCGACACAGAUUCGGAAUGUGCCACUUCGAAAAAGCAAAAGAAGUAUCAACGAACGCAAACGCACUCGCGACUCUUUCGGCUUCUGAACGACGACUCCAAUUUGUCCGAUUGUAUAACCAGCACAGAUCCUGGUUCCAGAAAGGAGUAUCUCAGCUUGCCGCUUAAGACGAACGCGUUCAACUACGACGACAGUUAUUGCUCCAACUAUUCCAGCGGUUUAACGUCCCCCGAAUAUUCGCCUAUUCACGAGCAGUCCUGUCGAAAGUUUCACGACGCGGCGACGAGCGGAAAUGCCGCGAGCUUACCGGACGUUAAGCCUCACCAUUCGGAACAGAUCCCCUCGAAAGACAAUUCGUAUUUUCUGUCCUGGAAGAACGCGAAGUUGCCUAAUCUACACGAGCACGAUGCUAUACCCUCUUUAGCUUUCAAGAUCCUCAACAGUAAGACGCCCCUAUGGACCUACAAGGUGAACGUACUGUGCCCGAGAAUCAAGAGUACGAAAAGCGUGCCGCAAGCCUUGCUGGCACGGCAAAUCGACAAGAACUAACGAUUCCGUCGGUGAUCACCUCCUAUUCCCGACAUCCUUGUGCGAACGCUAAACCAACUAUUGCUGACGGCCUUAGGGUAGAAUGGGGGCCAUUUUGCCGCUGCGAACAACCGCUCUCCAACCGAUCCACGGGACAUAUUUUUUUCUCGAUUCUCUUCACAAGACAGGGCUGAGUGUGCCCAAGGCGCUCUACGGGCUACGUGAUUUUUUUUUCUAUCGGUCCCGAUACAACUGAUUACUGAGGAUUGGUGAAAUUCUGCUUAGAGACAGAGUCGGAUUAUUUAGUGCGCUUUUUUUCUAUUUUGUUUACAAUAAUCCAUAGUACUUACGUCGCCGCUUGCCGAUCCAUCGACGAAAAAUUAAUCAAAGGUUGUCUUCAAAGUGGGCUGUAAAUCGCUUAUAAAUUAUUUGGAUUUUAGUAUCUAAUGCUUGCGCGUUGAAUGGGACUUGGCCCCAUAUAAUUUUUCCAACAAUAUGAAAAUAUUGAAUUUUGUUUUUAAUCGUUAUUAUAUAAUGAUAUUGAGUAUUUGUAUUAUGUGUAAUAUUCUGUAAGUAAUUAAUUUAAAUUCGCUUUUAAAAUUUCAAUUAACUAUAAUAAGCAUUAAUUUUCAAGAUUUUUAAAUCUAUUUCCUAAGAAAAAAGUACUUGAACAGUCUUAUUAAGAGACUGGCUGCCUGUUGUCUACAUGUUGCAAUUAUAUAUAUAUAUAUUAUAUUAUGUGAGCACAAACACGUUUGUUUAAAGAUGAAUGGAUCGCUAUAGAAAUUGUAAUAACACUCUUUUUAAAAAUAUUAAUCAUAAUUUAAAAGUAUAUGUGUAAACGUACAUGUGUAUACAUAUAUGUAUUGUUAAUCUUGUUACCUGAAUCUAUCACUGUAUUACUUAUCCAAGAUGUAAAAUAAAUUAUUUAUAAAAUUGA